UGCUUGCACGCAGAAGGUCCCAAGUUCCCUCCCUGGCAGCAUCUCCAAGAUCGGGCUGAGAGAGACUCCUGCCUGCAGCCUUGGAGAAGCCGCCGCUGCCAGUCUGGGUAGACAGACAAUACUGAGCGCCAAAUGCACCAAGGGUCUGACUCAGUAUAUGGCAGCCUCCUGCGUCUUUUGCGCAUCGCGCUUUAAGAGGCCGGGCAGAGGAUGCAAGAGGGCGCUGAUGGGCGGCGGAGUAAAGGCGCUGUUGGAUGCGCUCGGGGCUCUGCCUCUCCGGCUCUGGCGUGUCUGGGCGAGAGAGAGCGUGCAGGUGGGCGGAGGCAGCCCGUGACUGAUGCCCUGGAUCUCUCUCUGCUGGCUAAAUCCUCCGGCUCAUCUCUUCCUUCCCCCUCCCUCUCCCCCCUGCUGCCCUGUCGCUGUGGCAUCAGCAUCAGCACCACCAUGGAUUUCAACAUGAAGAAGCUGGCCUCGGACGCCGGGGUCUUCUUCACCCGCGCCGUGCAGUUCACAGAGGAGAAACUGGGUCAGGCCGAGAAGACUGAACUGGACGCGCACUUCGAAAAUCUCCUGACCCGGGCAGACAGCACCAAGAACUGGACGGAGAAGAUCCUGCGCCAGACAGAAGUCUUGCUGCAGCCAAACCCUAGUGCCAGAGUUGAAGAGUUCCUGUACGAAAAGCUCGACCGGAAGGUGCCCUCACGGGUCACCAAUGGGGAACUCUUGGCACAGUACAUGAUCGAAGCUGCCAACGAGUUUGGCCCGGGAACUCCGUAUGGCAAGACCCUCAUCAAAGUCGGGGAGACCGAGAGGCGCCUGGGGGGAGCAGAGCGCGACUUCAUCCACUCCGCCUCGAUCAACUUCCUGAGCCCUCUCCGCAACUUCCUGGAAGGGGAUUGGCGGACCAUUUCGAAAGAGAGACGGAUCCUGCAGAACCGCCGCCUGGACCUGGACGCCUGCAAAGCCCGGUUGAAGAAAGCCAAGGCGGCCGAAGCCAAAGCCGCGGCUGUGCCUGACUUUAACGAGACUAGACCGCGUAAUUACAUUCUCUCCGCCAGCGCAUCAGCGCUCUGGAGUGACGAGGUGGAAAAAGCAGAGCACGAGCUGCGACUGGCCCAGACGGAGUUCGACCGGCAGGCAGAAGUGACCCGUCUCCUCCUGGAAGGCAUCAGCAGUACCCAUGUCAAUCACCUCCGCGGUCUGCACGAGUUUGCCGAAGCCCAGGCCACAUACUACGCCCAAUGCUACCAGUACAUGAUGGACCUGCAGAAGCAGCUGGGCAGCUCCAGAGGAGAAAUGCUUCCUGGCACUUUUGUGGGCAACGCCGAGUCCGCCUCGCCUCCGCCGGCCAGCGCCUCCCCCCCGGCCGGAGCUGCCGCCACGGGCCCGGCAGUGCCCACCAUUCCGGUGGUGCCCACGGCCGUUGGCACGCCCAACCCUGGCCCAGCCCUCGAAGUGCUGAACCACAGCAACGUGAAGCCCCCGGCCAGCGGGACACGGAAGGCCCGAGUGCUCUAUGACUACGAAGCCGCGGACAGCAGUGAGCUCUCUCUGCUGUCGGACGAGAUGAUCACAGUGUACAGCCUGCCAGGGAUGGACCCAGACUGGCUCAUAGGGGAGCGAGGCAAUCAGAAGGGCAAAGUCCCCGUCACCUACUUGGAACUGCUCAGUUAAGCUCCUCGGGGAAGGACGCCUCCCAGCAACUCACCGCCACCCUGUGUCCUGGCAUUUUUUUUAAAACGGCUGAUGACGUCCUCUAGGGCCAUUUUUGCUCCCUUCCGGGUCCGAUCUUUCUCACUGAGCACUGUCUUGGAUUAAGGCAAAGUGGGGUCUGAGCUGGUGGCAGAGUGGGGGGGGGGGCGGUGGUAGGGAUCCCAACUUCUCCCACUUCUUUCCGAGCUGCCUGGGCCAGAAUCCCAUCAGCCAGCCACAGAACCCGCUUGGAGGGUUGGUGACGGGAUUCAGCGUCUCUCUAAGCCUUUUGGUUGGUCUGCCAUUCGCCCCCUCCUCGCCUGCUCUUUCUGUGCUGCGGCUGUUCAGUCUGGUUUCAAACCCAAUCGCUUUCUGGCCAUGCAGCGGUCUUUGGGUGUGCCUUUUCCUCCCGUCCUGGCCUUCGUUUCACCGAUUGCCUCUUUGGGCCCUGCUUCUCGCACUCUUAGGCAUCGCGCUGAACUUUAGGGGGAUCCUGCACCGCUUUCCCAAUCGAAAGACAAGCCCUCUUUGCCCCCACAAAAGCAUUUCUCAAGUUUAGGGACAGGCUUUCUUGUUCUUCACGGGCGCUUGCUUCCACGCUUACAACCACGAUUUAAGAAGGGUUUAUGACAAUAGGAAUUUGAGAGUUGGAUUCCCGGGUUCUAGAAAAUGGCCCGAAAAAUCCCCAAAACACACGCCAAGAAAGAAACCUAGGCGGGGGGAGUAGGGCACCCCAGUGCAUCUUGGCCACCUUGUCUAUUAUGUUCUCCCUCCCUAGGAAUGCAAAAGGUUCUGUCCCCUCCCAGCCCCUCUGGGAAUGCAUAAAGUACAAAAUAAUACAGUAAUGUAAGAUCAUCCACUGCAUCACAGCACAGACCCCAGCAGUAUUCCCUGUAACAAGGGUUCCCAGAUGUCGUUGACUACAAUUCCCAGCUGUCGUGGCUUGGGCAACACCUGAGAAUCCUUGCCACAGGGACCACUGAACUCCAGGCCGCAGGAGGCAGUUCCCAGAAGCACCCCCGGGCUAGUGCCCUCACCCCAAACGAGUUCACGUUAAGCACUUGAGGCAGGUCAAGGUCAGGCGUCACAGGCCAAAUUCAAGGCCAGCACUUCCGCGACCCCGUUCAAGUCGGCACACACAGAGGCGUCCCCCUCACGCCACUGCUGGAGUUUGCGGCUUCCUUGGUGGGGUGAAAUGAAACCAGCCGCGGCGUUAGCAGGAGCGAAGAGGGAGGUCUUCAAAAGGCAGUCACGGGGGAUCAAGCCUCCGUUCUGCUGCCAGAAGCUCCCGUGAAUGGCGGCGGGCAUUAUGCUUGAGCCGUGGAUAAGGAGGUCUUCCUGGAUCUGGAAGCCGACACUUGAACCCCCCCUAUUCCUUAGAGCAGGGCUUCUUGGGCUUGGCUGCUGAGAUGUGGGACAGUUGUCCUGCCAACAGCUGGUCUGGCAAAACCCUCCCAGGAAGUGAGAGAGGCUGCGGGCCAGGAGGGAGAACUCAAAGGCUGAGUCCCCUUGGACUAGUCCCCUUGGACUAGUCAGGCUCUUUGAGGUUGGGUUGUGCUGCUUUUGCAUUUCUCGCCUCCGCGCUCUUUCCUUUCCCCAUCCCCAGAACUUGCUCUCUCUCUGGUGAAGCUUCUCCCCACCCAACCCUUCCCUGCCUCUUCUCUUGGACCCUGGGAAGACCGGCUCAAAAGGCUGCUCUGGGUUGAGCUGUUCUCUCUCCCGCCCGCUUGCUUGUGCGUUCGCCGUGCAGGGACGCCCGGAUGGUAUGACGCAGCAGCCCCCUGCCCUUCGCCAGGGCCUCCUCCAUCACCUCCCGGUCCAGGUGCUGCCACGUAAGCCAUAUUUCUUCUGGGGGGGGAGGGAGGGAGGGGUGGGCCACUCUGAGCAGAUAUCCCUAAAGUGGGGCGGGGCGGGGGGGGACCUGCUCAGCCAGCUUGCUUUGUGGAGCCAGUAUUCACUCUCACACCUUUGUGGUUUCUUUAAUGUAAAAGAUUCCAGAGCACUUCUAUGCUGGGGCUAAAUAUAUCUAUUAUUCAGUUGACUUUUUCUUUUCUUUUUUUUUGCCAAUAAACACCUAGCCUGCCCUUCUGUCUUGCUCUCUUUGUGAGCUUCAGCUCUCCCCACCCUCCAAAAAAACCCCACAUCCACCCUGCUGUGUUUACCGAAGACAGAGGUAGGGCUCAGUGCAUCUCUGGCUUCCCGCAGCCCUAAAGGAGAGCAGUUUCUGACUGUUGCGGGUAGGGUGAACUUUUGCAGGUUGGGCUUGUGGUGAAACCUUCCUCCCUGCAGAGCUGUCGAAGGUAGAACUCCUUUGGGAUGGGCAGUGUGUGCUCUUUUCACCUGCCCUGGGCAUCUGUAGCCUGGCCCUUGCGUAUUGAGAUCCCUGGCUGUCUACCUGCUUAAAGGGCCAGAGACAGCAUCUCAAGAGUCGGGGGCCUACCUGGAUCGGGGCGGGGGGGAGCAGGGGAAGAGAGGAAGGCAGAGGCCUGCCGAUUGAUUUGAAAACCAGCUUUCCCGUGUGGGAGUGUGUGUUCUCAUGUAGGGUUUUGUGGGCUUGACUUUGCUACCGAAAGCAAGGUUUCCUGGCCCCCUUCUCAGAAGUGCUCACCUUGCCUCAAGUCUAUAAACUGUCCCUUCUUGCUCUCCAGGAAAGUCUCCCGCAUGGUGCCCCUUGAGCCAAAUGGCAGCUCUCCUUCUCCCCAGAGCAUUUCCCGGUGUGUGUCUCUCUCUCUCGGCACGGCGUCAAGGCCUGUGAACGUCUUUGUAGCUAAGGGUGACGCAGCUGUGUGUCUAGUUGCUGUGAAUUCUUUUAAAACGUUUGGGAGGGGAAGCCGCAGACGGCAACGUGCUCCGAUGUAAAGGAAAGUUCCAAUCCUGUUCCUGCUACCAUGCCUAAUAAACGCAACUUGCCUGCAACUUGA
Molecule: messenger RNA, 4613 nt
Organism: Hemicordylus capensis (graceful crag lizard)
Lineage: Eukaryota; Metazoa; Chordata; Lepidosauria; Squamata; Cordylidae
Gene: SH3GLB2
Product: SH3 domain containing GRB2 like, endophilin B2
Exons: 12
Coding region: 211-1674 (487 amino acids)
Biological process (GO): membrane organization
Cellular component (GO): cytoplasm; membrane
Molecular function (GO): protein binding
Source: RefSeq, a predicted model, not a curated record